Bactrocera latifrons is the source of this 1303-nucleotide messenger RNA. RefSeq lists its product as uncharacterized. NCBI's taxonomy places the organism in Eukaryota, Metazoa, Arthropoda, Insecta, Diptera, Tephritidae. Gene Ontology annotation, biological process: apoptotic DNA fragmentation. Gene Ontology annotation, cellular component: mitochondrial inner membrane; nucleus. The record is from RefSeq and is a predicted model, not a curated record. Gene Ontology annotation, molecular function: metal ion binding; RNA endonuclease activity; nucleic acid binding.
CCAAACAUUGCACAAUUGUAAUGCCGAGGGAUGUGCCGCAACCGACACCCAUUAUUUUGACGAAUACUGGUUUAUUCAGACCUACUAGCAYAGUAACUACAAUUGUUGAGCAUGACAAAAUAACACUGCUUUGUACUGGAAGGGACAAUACAGUGCUUGCUCUAAAUGAAGAGAUAGUCACAUUGGUUUGUGAAAAUGGUAAUUUUUUCCACAAUAAUAAGACAUAUGCGUUACAAAAUAUGAAAUGUAAAUCGGWACCGACCACUCAGCUAUGGAGAAAAGGUACUACUUGCGCUACAGGCGAUGGCGUAUUUUAUGAAGUGGGAAUUGACUACAAGAACCGACACGCAAUUUUCGAAAUUUGCUUCAAUCAACGCGACCAGCGCACGAUCUACUCACGUCAUUUGAUUAAUGGCUAUAUUCAAAAUGGUCGACCGAAGUAUGAUUGCCGCCCAUCUUUUUUYAGAAGUGAAGGUAUGAGCCGUAAUCUGAAUGACUUAUAUACAAAGUCUACUCAACAAAAAMACUUCGAARCRCUUUUUGGUSUCAASCAAAYCUUCAWYAAUARKGCCAGUUUCCUUGCRCGCGGKCAUAUCGCACCAUUUGCAGACUUMAUUUUUUGUUACGAACAGUUUGCCACUUUCUAUUAUGCGAACGUUGCUCCCGAGUGGCAAAUCGUGAAUGCCGGAAAUUGGGUACGCGUGGAGAACGCUGUGCGCAAGAUCGCCUCUUCGCAGCGAUCUGAUUUAUUGGUAUUCACCGGUACUUUAGGCGUAUUAGAGUUGCGAAAUCCACUGACUUCUCGCGAUACUMGCAUAUAUUUGGAUGAACAUCAAACGAUUGCUGUGCCAAAAUGGUUCUAUAAGGUGGUGAUGCAUCCUAGUUUCGCCAUUGAUAUCGUCUUUAUCACGMUGAAUAACCCAUUUGUAAGAAAUGCUGUAGGAGUGGAGUUUUGUAACAAUAUUUGUAGACAAAUUUGUAAAAAGCAUAGUUUGGACUGUACCAAAUUUACAGAUACUAAGAAAGGUUAUACGUUUUGUUGUGAGUUAAAGAACUUUUGGGCCAAUGCUAUGGGUGUUGGAACUCCAUAUUACGAACUACCAGUUGGCUGGAGUUAUAAGAACUAAAGUUUGUUAUAUAAGUAUGUAUUUAUAUUAUAUAUGACUACUAGUGGAUUCGACCACGCGUUGCUGUACUACUAUUUUAUACUAGUAUUCAUGUAAUAAACUAUUCAAUACAGCAAAAUUUUCGAAUAAAAUCGAAAACAUUUUUCUGUCCAGUUAAUAGAGUUGUCCGCUUAAUA